This is a messenger RNA of Hyposmocoma kahamanoa, 1925 nucleotides long. RefSeq names its product histone PARylation factor 1 (gene Hpf1). Gene Ontology annotation, molecular function: histone binding; poly-ADP-D-ribose binding. The transcript has 5 exons. Bases 119 to 1411 code for a protein of 430 amino acids. Gene Ontology annotation, cellular component: nucleus. Gene Ontology annotation, biological process: regulation of protein ADP-ribosylation; DNA damage response. Lineage: Eukaryota; Metazoa; Arthropoda; Insecta; Lepidoptera; Cosmopterigidae. The record is from RefSeq and is a predicted model, not a curated record.
ACAAAUUAUAAAGAUAUAGUAGCACGUCUUGAAUGGAAUUCCCGCUCUAACUUUAAGAGUUGAAAAGUAAAGUGGACUGAAAUAUAUCGAUAUAAAAUUGCAAUUUUUCUAUUAUAAAAUGUCUGACGAAUGGCAGACUUACCGAGAUGAUACUAGAACGCCUUGUAAGUACGGUAGAAAUUGCUAUCAGCGAAACCCACAACAUCACUCAAGCUUUAAACAUCCUCCGAAGAAUUUAAAACGGAAAAAUGAGAAUUACAGGCCAAAUAAAAAGAGGUAUAAGCUUACUGCUUCACCUAGAAAAGAUGUAAACGAUACCAACAAGGAUCUUGACCACAGAGAUACCCAAGGUGACAUAGGUAGUGUUGAUCAAAAGACGAGGUCAAAUGAAGAUAAUGCUUCCACAUCUAAAACAGAUCUCGACAAAGGCUCUUGUGACGAUAACAUUGUUAUAAAGUUCCCAGAAAUCCUAUUAUAUCACGAUAAAAGUGACCACAAUCUUUUUAAGGAGUUGUUUUUAGUGGAAAUGCCAGAGGACUUUUUUAAAUUUUAUAAGUGUCUAGAAGAAUUAGAGUCAUUUGAGAAAGUACUAUCAAGCGUAAAUUUAGAGCUCAUUGGCCCAUACGAUUUGCUACUUGGAAAAUUGCCCAUAUUAGACAAUAAAGACUUGUACUUAGUGCACUGGAGAUUUUUCUAUGAUCCUCCAGAGUUUCAAGCAAUAUUAAAAAAGAAUGGCAAAAGUGAGUACCACAUUGGUUACUUCCGGGAUCAUCCUGACAAGCCUCCACAGUUCCUUGCUAGCUGUGACAGCAGUAAAGACUGCUCCAUCACACCUAUGGCCAAGAAUAUCUUCGCAACCAUUUACCUAUAUUUACAGAACGAGAAAAACACUUCUCCAUUCAUGUCAAUAGCAUGUCAGAAGCUUAUGGACAAAGUAAAAAAAUGGGCAGAGAACCAUGGUUACCCCCUUGAAAAGUAUGACAUGAAGGAACGCCAAGCUAAAAUUCAGACCAAAACCUUCCAUGGAGCAGGGAUAGUAGUGCCAUACAACAAACGUACACAACUAGGGUACAGGAAUUUAGUAGAAACCGAUGGAAACUUAAAGAAAAUGUUUUCAAAAUUGAAAUCAGCAAAAACUCAAAAGGAGAAAGAUGACGUAUUAUCAGAUUUGCAGCCUGUGAUUACAUAUGCAAAUAUUGCAGUAGAUGAGUGUGAUUUUGGGACAGGAUUGGAGGCUGGUAUAAACCUCUUUUGUUCAGGGAUCCGAGAGCUGGAAGCCAGUGCUUUGAGUAGUCUGCAAGCUGCUUACUCUCUUUUAAAAAGGGAUGAAUUUGCCAAAAUCUUGCAGGCUCAUUUAAAAUACCGGCGUAAGGGCCCCAAUUUGUCAGUAUUAAGUAUAAAUGAAAAAUAAUUAAUAAUGUCUGUGACAUGUUUUUUAACGAUUUUGGAUAAUGUUAAAUCAUUUCAUACAAAGGGUAUAUCAAUAUUAAGUAGAGCAACUCAUUUUAUGGCUGCAAGCUCUCUGGCAUAAUUUUGUUCUGCAAAACUUUACGUUACAGUUAAAACAUUGCAUUAAAAUGCGAAAUUUUUGAAAUCCAAACUUACAAAACGCUGAAGGGAUAUAAUUAUAGUAUUCGCCAAGUUUUUAUGUGUGCGUGCACUUAGUACACAUAUCGCACUUGCAAAUGCAGUAAAGGUUUAGUAGUAGUGGUAAAACAAUCCAAAACGCGUCCUGGAAUUUCUAAGAAAAGAUAAAAGUUGCAGCCCCAAAUUUGGUUGAGGACCUAAUCAAUCUGGGAAAUUAUUAACUUUACACUAAAUUAUUGUUUUAUUACGUACGAAAGUAGUACCAAAUAAUCAUAUAGUAGCUUAAAGUAUUGUUGAAAGAAACUAUCAUAUGUGCAGUAUUGUUUAAAGUCUUACAA